Clonostachys rhizophaga is the source of this 510-nucleotide messenger RNA. The record is from the annotation of a GenBank genome assembly. NCBI's taxonomy places the organism in Eukaryota, Fungi, Ascomycota, Sordariomycetes, Hypocreales, Bionectriaceae.
GGAUUUAAGAGAGAGUCUCGGACUACUUACUCAGAUAAGCUUAUUAGUAGAAUUAAGUUCUACUUUUAUAACUAUAGAUAUAGUGAUAUAUUAAUUUCUUUGAUAAUAUCUAAGUCUCGGAGUGGACUGUUCAAUAUAUUCGCCGAGAGAAUGGGGCAAAUUUUAGUUUCCCAGAACCGGCUUUAUUCCUUCUAUCGAGAAGUCUUUCUAGAGCAAGUUCAGAAGCGAAAGGAGGCUACAUUUAUUUAUUAUACGAAUUUUAUAAUAUCUCGUACGAGGAUCCAGAUAGGAAUUUACAUACCUAUCACCAAGGAGACCGAAUUAACUCCUAUUAUUUUUAUAGUCCAAUAUAUUCUCCGCAAAGGAGCUACAGAAAUAUUUAUAAAUUUCUUUAGAAAGCUGGCUACUUAUGCUCUCUUUAUUAAAGGGAGUAAUACUGAUCAAAUUGCUCUAUAUACAGUCUUUGGAAACUAUAUACAAGAUACUUUUGCUUCUUUUAUUCAACUUUAG